AGAGGGCAGGACAGACCGGGGGUCUCCCUGGGAGCCUCCAGGGGACGAGGAUGUUCCGGGAGUGCCGCGCUCUGGGGGCUCUGGGCCGCCCAUGAAUGAGGGGGUGAACUGCUUUCUUGGGCAAACGGCCCCAGGCAAAGAACAGUGUGACUUCGAGAAAGAAGUCGGGGAACACGGGUCUCCUGCACAGCCUCGAGUGACCUGAAGUCACAGAACCCUGGGACCACCUGGGCGAGACCAGCCACAAAGGUGUUUGCAGCUGUGUUCGGGGGCUGACUGGCCAGGGAGCCACCCUGGAGAGCUUUGGACAUCAUAACAGUGAAACGAGAAUGGAGGCUGAGGAUUACAACGCCUCCUACGAGGACUACCCCGAUGACCUGGACCCCAUCGUGGUUUUGGAGGAGUUAUCUCCCCUGGAAGGCAGAGUGGUCAGGAUCUUCCUGGUGGUGAUCUACAGCAUUAUCUGUCUCCUCGGGAUCCUGGGCAACGGCUUGGUGAUCAUCAUCAUCACCUGCAAGAUGAAGAGGACGGUGAACACCAUCUGGUUCCUCAACCUGGCCGUGGCCGACUUCCUGUUCAACAUCUUCCUCCCCAUCCACAUCGCCUACGCCGCCCUGGACUACCACUGGGUGUUUGGGACGGCUAUGUGCAAGAUCAGCAACUUCCUGCUCAUCCACAACAUGUUCACCAGCGUCUUCCUGCUGACCGUCAUCAGCUUCGACCGCUGCGUCUCCGUGCUCCUCCCCGUCUGGUCCCAGAACCACCGCAGCGUCCGGCUCGCUUACACGGCCUGCCUGGUCAUCUGGGUCCUGGCUUUCUUCCUGAGUUCCCCGUCCCUCGUCUUCCGGGACACGGCCCACGUGCACGGGAAGAUAUCCUGCUUUAACAACUUCAGCCUGUCGGCCGCCGGCUCCGCCCCGUGGCCCGCUCACCCCCAGGUGGACCCGGUGGGCUCCGGCCGGCACAUGGUGGUGACCAUCACCCGCUUCCUCUGUGGCUUCCUGGUGCCGGGUCUCAUCACCACCGCCUGCUACUUCACCAUCGUCUACAAGCUGCAGCGCAGCCGCCUGGCCAAGACCAAGAAGCCCUUCAAGAUCAUCCUGACCAUCAUCAUCACCUUCUUCCUCUGCUGGUGCCCCUACCACACGUUCUACCUCCUGGAGCUCCGUCGCGGCUCCGUGCCUCCCUCCGUCUUCAGCCUGGGCGUGCCCCUGGCCACCGCCAUCGCCAUCGCCAACAGCUGCAUGAACCCCAUCCUGUACGUCUUCAUGGGUCAGGACUUCAAGAAGUUCAGGGUGGCGCUCUUCUCCCGUCUGGUCAAUGCGCUGAGUGAGGACACAGGCCACUCCUCCUACCCCAGCCACAGGAGCUUUACCAAGAUGUCAUCCAUGAACGAGAGGGAGACCGGCAUGCUCUGAGCCUCGCCUGGAGACCCCCCAGUGGAUGCUCCCAACCUUGGAGGCUCAAAGCUACGCCUUCUGGACACCACAACAAGAACCUCUUGGGCAACCCACAAAUGCCCACUAUUUUCCGUGGGGCUGAGCAGUCUUUUUGAGCUGGGAAUCCAGGGUUUGGAAGGCCUUUCCUCCAGGGGCGUGGUGGACACAGCACGCUGCGGUACUUAGGCUUGGACCAGUAUCCUCUGCAUCUUCGGAGACUUGCCUUGACCAACGCAAAGCAAAAAAAAGGGAGAAUUUUCUAAAGCACUGGCAUGAACUGGGAUGCGCAUAAGACAGAGGGAUUCAGUUACCUACCCGAGCACUUUCCCAGAAUGACACAGACAGUUUGCAAGGUCUGUUCCUGGUAUGAGGAGAGGAGGUCAGAGCAAAGCCAGUGUGAUGUAGGUCACGCUUUCGCCACAGAGCCCUAUAUUGAUGGCUGGCCAGAAAUCCUGCUCUUAAUACAUUCUUCGGGUCUAGGGCAUGUUGGAAUGCACAGACCUCCUCCAGGUCACCUGGGAAGAGAAGGUGACACAAGAACACAGAAACUCCUGCGGCCACGCGUUUGACUUUUAGAUCAUCUGGAAAGAGAGACCACAGGUCCUGAGGGGACCAUGGGGCUUUUUAAUGGGUUCAAGAGAAGCAGGGCUACAGUGAAGACUUGGGUCUUGUGCGGGAAGGAAUGGAGAAAGAAAAGACCUUUCAGAAGCUGUGUGAGAGGAAACAGCUCACUCUAGGACCCUCCAGGGUAAUGUUGCUUCAGGCCGUAGCUGUGUUGGGGGGGGGGGGUCACGCUGCCAGCCCCUUGCCCCGAGCCCUGUCCUCACUUUGCAUUUGUUUCCCUGGGGCUGGUUUGAGGUGGGCAGCCCCCUACUCACUCCAUCACAGCAACUCCUCCCUCUUUCCUGACCCACUGACUCUGGCUGGAGAUG
Odocoileus virginianus texanus is the source of this 2371-nucleotide messenger RNA. RefSeq names its product chemerin chemokine-like receptor 1 (gene CMKLR1). Gene Ontology annotation, biological process: inflammatory response; phospholipase C-activating G protein-coupled receptor signaling pathway; complement receptor mediated signaling pathway. Gene Ontology annotation, cellular component: plasma membrane. Lineage: Eukaryota; Metazoa; Chordata; Mammalia; Artiodactyla; Cervidae. Gene Ontology annotation, molecular function: G protein-coupled receptor activity; complement receptor activity. The record is from RefSeq and is a predicted model, not a curated record.